AUGCAUAUUCUGGUCUUCAUGCGAACCGUGCCAGCAUGCUUCCUUGCGUGGCAGGGAUACUAUACCACGUUCAUCCCGCAGGUCGGUCAUACAACCAACCUCAUGUCCCGCAAGAAAUACGGGGGUUACACCUCCUCGCGUGUGGCUACAGAUAAGUUCUCUCCAAGAAUGAUAACCGACCAACGUCUUGCAGUUGCGGAAUACUCGGAUACGAGUCUCCCUCCCGCCACCAGCCAUGCAAUCUUCCCUGUGCUUGAUGUUCACAUGGCUCUGGGUAUUGAAUACUAUCUAGUCAGCUACCUCGCCAUCAUUGGUGGUGACUCGUCAGGCACAUACUGCGCUAUCAAUCUCAAGGGCAAGGGCAAAUCGGUGAUUGUUGUCGAAAAAGAGGGCCGACUCGGUGGUCAUGUCCAUGUUUAUGUGGAUCCCACCACGGGCAAUGCCAUGGACUUUGGCGCCGCAAUCUUCCCCAACACUACGUGGGUCAGGAGCGACUUCGCACGCUUUGGCAUCCCACUGAAUGAGAAACCUCCACUCGCUUCCUCGAGGGAUUUGUCCAUGCAGUUUGGACGGUUUGUGGAGAAAUACGAAAUCCAAGCUGCGCUGCCCAGCAUCUACCUGGCGAGUCCAGGGGCGGGGGAUUUCUUGUCCAAACCGGUCCUUGAAGUAUUUCGAACGGUGCCAUCCGAUGUGAUCGAAGAUGCUUUCACGCCUAGCUCCUAUGACCCUCCCGACCAUACCGCCCUCGAGCUAUACACCCGCGAGUCGGGAAAUGGGAGUAGCAGGAAGAACUAUAACAUUGCCCUCGCUGUAUAUUCCCAACGGCACCAGGCAUGUCCUCGCCAAAAAGCUACUGAUCGCUAUCCCCCCCAAGCUCGACUUCCUGACGUCUUGGCUCAACCUCAGCACCUCAGAGCAACGCCUGUUUGGCAAAUACAUCAACACCGGAAAAAUGUGGCGGUCGUCAACAAUACUGGCUUCCCCGGAGGUACAAUUCAUUUCAACCGGGGCUCGGCACAUACUCAGUACGAUUUUCCGUAUCUACCGGAACUGCACAGCCUUAUUCCCGGGUUCAUUCCAGGUUUCGAGCUGGCCGUUUACAGCACUCCCCGCACGCGGAAGUCGGACCCGAUGCCGGACGAGGCUGUGCGGACACAUAUCCUGCAAGACAUCAGGCGCAUCUUGGAGCAAAACCCGGACCAGUAUUCGCAUAUCGAGCCACAUAUCGUGGCAUUUUUCAACCACGCUCCUUUCAGUCGCCAGGUCCGGGCAGAGAAUAUCAAAGAUGGAUGGUUGAAAGGUUCGAUGUCUUUCGCGGUAUCAUCAAUGUCAUACAUGCCCCUCUUACAUGUUGAGUGGCCUUGGGCAGCUUUCGUGGACAGCCCAAUGAUGCGCUUCAAAUCCCGCCCAAAGAGCAGAGGUGACGCCGCAGGGCUUCCCAUCUCGACCGCGGAAGGUGCACACGAAGUCAUUGCGAGAAUCCCUCUGGACCUCGUAGGGGAAUCUCUGUCGCUGCCACUGCGGAGUGAGCUCCACUGGUAUCUCCGCGCACCAGGGCCGGCCACAAUCGAGACAUCCGUUGAUCAGCUCUAUGCCCAGUCCUAUAUGCUGACGAUGCACCAUAUUGAGGCAGACACCGUGAAAACAGUGAAAGCAUUCAGGACACUGAAAGAGAUCGCCUUGGGCGUGGCUACAAUGACACACUUGGCAGCGAAAAUCCCCCACCCAAACGCGUCUCACUGGUGCCCGGAGACCCUCCAGAGCCUCCGGCCUCCAGAGCGCAUAUUGCCUUAG
Molecule: messenger RNA, 1794 nt
Organism: Aspergillus homomorphus CBS 101889
Lineage: Eukaryota; Fungi; Ascomycota; Eurotiomycetes; Eurotiales; Aspergillaceae
Exons: 5
Coding region: 1-1794 (597 amino acids)
Source: RefSeq, a predicted model, not a curated record